CAAAAAAUCACUGUCAUUUUAAAUUUAAUUUUCUCUAUUACAAGAGAAAGAUCAAUAGAUAGUAGCAAUAUCCUAGGUUACAGUGUUAGAUUUCCGUCAUUAAUCACAUACCUAUGAUUUCCCCAGCGAAAAGGGCAAAAAAUCCCAUCUUUGAGAAUCCACGGAUUUGAAAUCCAAGAAUUAUCAAGAAUUCAUCAAAUGGGGCAAAAUCCGGGUGGUGGUUCGAAAGGGUUUGUGCAUGGAUUACAUUUUGCAAAAGAUCCCGCUUUUACUACACCAUUUAUUACAUCAUCAUCAGCAUUAGCUAAAAAAUGGCUGCUCUUGCUAAUGUUGAUGCUGUGUUGAGAGAGAUUGAAGAUGAGUUGAUUGUUGCCGGGACGAAUCUUCUCAAGCUUCGCUUCUCUUCGUCCUGCGAUGAAGUUAUCGCCCACCUUCUGAGGGCAGAGGCAAUUCUAAAGAGGGUAGAUCAAGUUAAAGACUCUCCAAUACCGACGAAGAAAGCCCUCAUUCCAAUAAUGACAGCCCUCAUCAGAGACAAACUUCUGAAGCAUCGAGACGAAAAUAUACAAGUUAUAGUUGCUUCUUGCCUUAACCAGGCUACUAGAAUAACCGCUCCACAACAACCCUACAUGGAUGAUCAGAUGAGGGAUAUUUUCCGACUGUUCAUGGUCGUGCUAAGGGGGCAUUUAUCACGUUUGACCGGUGACAACUAUGAUAGAGCUGUGAAAAUUCUUCAUUUUAUGGGACUUGGGAGAACGGUCUUGAUAAUGAUGGACUUGAAUAUUGAUCAAAUGAUUGUCGACAUGUUCCAAUUUUUCUUCGACACAAUUAGCCCAAACUACCCUCCUGUUAUCUUCCAAUACAUGAAAGAUGUCAUGACUUUGGUUAUAGAAGAGAGUGACGAGGUUUCUCUCGAACUUCUGACGCCUCUAUUAGACAGUGUCAGAACGGAUAACAAGAAUGUUUCACCUGUUUCGUGGGAGUUGGGAAAAGUUGUUUUUGAAAAAUGUUCGACGAAACUACAACCGUAUCUAAAAGAAGCUGUGAAGAAAAUGAACCUGGAAGUUAACGACUAUGCUGAAAUAGUCUUUUCUUUAUGCACCAACGAGAACAUGGUUUGUCUUCUUACAUGAUUUUUUUUUCCUUCUUUGUUUAAAUAUUUUCUCUUGUGCCCGUCAUUAUAUUUAUAGUGGUCACAGAUCAAUUGCUGAAUGACCUGCCAUGAAAUUUCAAUUGCGUGUAUAGGAUCUUGUAUUCUAUGAAAAUCGUAGAUGCUUAAUUAUUAUUUGGCCA
Molecule: messenger RNA, 1293 nt
Organism: Erythranthe guttata (spotted monkey flower)
Lineage: Eukaryota; Viridiplantae; Streptophyta; Magnoliopsida; Lamiales; Phrymaceae
Product: sister chromatid cohesion protein PDS5 homolog D
Biological process (GO): DNA repair; mitotic sister chromatid cohesion
Cellular component (GO): chromatin; nucleus
Source: RefSeq, a predicted model, not a curated record